CGCCCCGCCCCGCGCCGGCGGGCGCUCCUCCCUCAGCGGCGGGAAGCUGGUGGCGGCGGCGGUGGCGGCGGCUGAGCAGAGGAGCCAUCGGGCGGCCUCGCGGGUCAGGAUCGUCGUGACAAAGUCCUACGGCUUGCUGGAAUAGAGGGUCUCCGCUGCUUCGCCUCUCCUGUGGCCUUCGUGUGGGACGCACGAGACGGCAGGACCCAGAUAACCGUUCUCUCAAAGACACAAUGUUUGCACGGGGACUGAAGAGGAAAUGUGUUGGCCACGAGGAAGACGUGGAGGGAGCCCUGGCCGGCUUGAAGACCAUGUCCUCAUACAGCCUACAGCGGCAGUCGCUCCUGGACAUGUCCCUGGUGAAGCUGCAGCUUUGCCACAUGCUUGUGGAGCCCAAUCUGUGCCGCUCAGUCCUCAUUGCCAACACGGUCCGGCAGAUCCAAGAGGAGAUGACGCAGGAUGGGACGUGGCGCGCAGUGGCACCCCAGGCUGCAGGGCGGGCGCCGCUCGACCGCUUGGUCUCCACGGAGAUCCUGUGCCGUGCAGCGUGGGAGCAGGAGGGGGCACGUCCUGCCCCUGGGUUGGGAGAUGGCCACACACAGGGCCCAGUUUCUGACCUUUGCCCAGUGACCUCAGCGCAGGCACCAAGGCACCCGCAGAGCAGCGUCUGGGAGAUGGAUGGCCCUCGAGAAAACAGAGGAAGCUUUCACAAGUCACUUGAUCAGAUAUUUGAAACGCUGGAGACUAAAAACCCCAGCUGCAUGGAAGAGCUGUUCUCAGAUGUGGACAGUCCCUACUACGACCUGGACACAGUACUGACAGGCAUGAUGGGGGGCACCAGGCCAGGCCCCUGUGAAGGGCUCGAGGGCUUGGCUCCAGCCACCCCGGGCCCUAGCUCCAGCUGCAAGUCUGACCUGGGCGAGCUGGACCACGUAGUGGAGAUCCUGGUGGAAACCUGAGCAGGAGCCCUGAGCGCUCACAGCCGCCUCUGACGCGUGGACACGUGAGCACUGGCUCCCACGGAGGGUGCGCCUGCCGCCAGCGGCCCAGCCUUGCUGCCCUGUCUGCUGAUUCUGAGAAAUCCCAGAACAGCCCAUUACCAGUGGGGUCUGCAGCCCCAGGCCCAUCCCACUUACUUCCCCCCUGUGGAGGGCCAGGCAGAGGCUGUUAUCCUGGAAGGCCUGUGUCUCUGGGCCAGUUCUGAUGUCCCCACAGCCCUGGGACCCUUGUGUCUCUUUGUGUCCCCCACUGUAGAGGAUGGCAGGCCACAGCUGCAUCAACCUCCUUUACAUUUAGAUAGGUGAAUUUUUACAAUUCAGUUUUAUAUGUUUUGGGCAGUAUUUUGUCUUAAGAUAUAUUUUUUAAACUUUUUAUACCUUAUCUCUUUAGAUUUUUUCAGCUAUUUUCUUAAAAGUAUAUUUUUUCUAUAAACAUCCUUUGCUGCUACAUUAGAACUUUUAUAGCCUAAACAAUUGCAGUUGGUGUGUUUCGUUUUUUUAAGGUUUCAAUAAGGGCUUUUUUUUUUUUUUUUUUUUGCAGUGAGCAUCACUACAGUCUGAGUCAACAGUGUGAAUGUAUCAUGUUUUACUUUAAAUGUGCGUGUGAUGAUACUUCAUUAUGUUCUGUGCUACAGUGAGAGCUGGGUGAAAAUCAAGAACCGUACACAGCUACACUUUUUUUGUCGUUAGAAAAUCUGUGGGAGCCACAUCUUCCUAGACUUAAGUGUAAAUUAUGGAGGAUUUUAUUUAUGUCUAUUUAUAUGUAAAUGUCAUUGAAGACAAAGGUCAAAUAUUUGUUUGUCUGGAGAUCACGGGCACCAGUUGGUCUUCAGGGACCUCAGAGCCCCUCGGUGGUGCUUUCUUAAGGCAGUGUUUCUGGAGGCUCCCGUCAGGGUCAGCCCAGGCACCCGCCCUGGGUGAGGAAACAGCAUUGCUGCUGGAUGAGAAAUGCCUGCACUGCUCUGUUAGAUUGGUGCUGAAACAAAAGGUUAAGGCUAGGUUGAAGUCUAGAAUGAAAGAGAUCUGAAUCCUUGUUGUCAUUCAUGACACCUUGAUCUGUAGGGCCAUGGGUGCUGCCGCAGGCAGGGAGUGAGCUGGGGGUGCCUGCGGCCUUCCGCUCCUGCCCCGCCUCACCCCACAUGCUCCCUGUUUCUCAUGCUUUCUCUAACUUCCUUACCCCUUAACCAAAAAGGUGUGUUUUCUUUUGUGCAUAUAGCCAUUCUUAAAUAUCAGUGAUGUAAACCUUACUUUAUUAAAAAAUUAUCCAGCAAACAAAAUGGGAAUGUGGCGUUAGUUACGGCCUGACCCUCCAGCGACCUUUCUGCAGGAUCGGUUCCGCUGUGUUAUCUAAUGGUGCUUUGUAAGGUGGGGAAAGGAAUUUCACUUGGCUGCAUUAUUAAAUGGACGCUGGGUUACUUUUAUUCCCCCCCACACAGGGUUGCAGAGCAAAUUAUUUUUACCUCGUUCAGCACCUGGCUGGGGCUGGGGGUGUCCACGACCUCUGACAGUCCCCUGAUGUCGAAAGUUAAUCCUCAUGGACCCUAGUUUAAAGGGUAUGUGUUUUAUAGCAAUAAACCUAAAGCACUA
This is a messenger RNA of Chlorocebus sabaeus (green monkey), 2585 nucleotides long. RefSeq names its product cell division cycle associated 4 (gene CDCA4). NCBI's taxonomy places the organism in Eukaryota, Metazoa, Chordata, Mammalia, Primates, Cercopithecidae. Gene Ontology annotation, molecular function: transcription regulator activity. The record is from RefSeq and is a predicted model, not a curated record. Gene Ontology annotation, cellular component: nucleus.